UACAAGAAUGUUUUGAUUCUCUUGGGAUUAAUCGUGGAUUUUGUUUCAGAAAGGAUUUUUCUUUUUGAACCGAAGAAUAUUUUUCAGUCACUUGUGCCCGUUCCCCACCCCCACCCAUCGGCGGGGUUAACAGAGCCCGCCCCCUCUCUCCCCGGCUGCCUCCGCCUCUCUUCCCCGGUCUGUCAUCCACACCGCUGUUGUUGCAGCCAUUUUACUGUGAAGCGUCGGCACAGCGGCGACCGGAGGAUGCCGAAACAGCACCGUUGAAAGGAUUAGAAACAUGGCUGGCGCUGCGCGAGGUCCCGUGGUUGGCCGGCCAUUGGCGUUUGCCAUUGAAGAGCGAAGGGCGGUUCACUCCUGGUCCCGGAUCUCGUCAGCGGGGCAAAACAUCCUCCUGGAUGCUCUAAAGAUCCUCAGCCCAAUGUCCCGUGACCUCUCAAACAAUGAAGAGCUGGUCACCUUCUUGCAGGAGCUGGGUGAGGAGGGCCACAAGCCCACUGUGCUGCGUAGCAUGGACGUGUAUGGCUACCGCUCUAGCACAAACCAACCCCUGACUGAAGACAAGCUGAAGCCCCCCAACAGGAGCGCCAGACCUGCAGCCAAGAGGAGGGGAAGGAGGUCCAUGACCAAGAAGAGAGAGGUGCACCCAUCCUGGAACACCUCUGAGAAGUGCAACCCUAAGAUCCAAGGGGUCCGCCCUCCUGAGCUGCUGGUGGACCAUCAUGCUAUCAACUGCAGCAGGACACCCAGUCGGAAUGUAGAGGUGUCGCAGGUGCGGCCGUGCCUCAGACUGACCAACAUUGAGGGUCUGUCUGGCUUCCAUACAGCCCGACUCCAGAUUCACACUUCUUGGGACAAAAACUCUGAGGUGCCAUCUGUUGCCUUUUCAAAGCAACAGCACCCUCCAACGCUUUCAGGAAUACCUUUGCAGCCUUCUCAGAACGGUGGUGGGGCGCCCACCAAAGCUGUGGCCUUGUUCAGUCAGAAGAGCCUGUCCUGCCCCAUCCGAUUGGACGGCGCCCUCAUCGGAGAUUCUGCACCAGUCUUUUACACAAAUGGACGGGCAUUCCCAGAGACUCACACAGAGCUGACCAGCAAUGGCUGGAGGGGAAACGGCCUCCACAGAGAUGGUCGGGGCCCAAAGGAACUGAGCAACCCGACGCGGCAGAGGAAUGGCUGGAAGGACAAAAACGGUCUUAGGUGGAAAGUGAUAAAGGUGGAUGACUCUCGCUCUGUAGCUGAGGCCCGCAGAAAAGCGCAAAAGAUCUUACAGGUCAACCUGUCUCCAGUGAUUCAGAUUCAACCUCUCAACCAUGUUCUGAGAGACUUCCGAUACCAGAAUAAGUGAACCAACCCCAAUCCACACAUUGUGUUUCACUUAGCAGAUGUUAGUGUUUUACAUACAUUAGCCUGUACCUGGCUGAGCCCCGGUGUUCCUAGCAGACGUCUUACAAUGGUUUUUGUUAACUCUGCUGAGUGUUGAGGUCAGUCUGUCUGUGGAAGUUCUGGUUCCUGACGGGCACUCAGGCUUGAAAGGCAUUUAAAGUUGGGUGAUGCUUUUCUCAGCAGGCAGGGAAAAGACUUGGCCGAAUGCUGGUACAUUUUCAAGGUCCACUUUAGUUUACACUAUACAAUUCAACCAACCAUCAUUCUGCUUCAAGAUGACUGCCUGCUUGCCGGUGUUGCUGAUGGAUUUGGGACACAGCAUCCCCAAUUUUUCUGCCAAAGGCACUGGGUCCUCUUCAGUUGUUUAAGGAGUAUGUAGAACUCAUUUGGAGUGUAGUGACAUUUUGUUUACUUGUAGCGCUUAAAAACUGCUGUCACUCUGCGGCACCCCAUUUCCCCUGAAAAGAAAGAGAAAAUUAAGCUAGUGGUCCCAUUGAACGCCCAAAUAAACCGGUGGAAGUGCAGCGCAAGUUUCCAAAUUCUUUAGAAGAGCAGACAUGGUGGUUGGUUGGUCCCAGCAAAGAAAUCAACUAAACAAUUAUUGAAAAAUGUUUAGAUUGUCUUCCUUUUUGUACUUUUUGUUUGGUAACCAGGAAGGCUCUGAGGGUGAGUACAGCAGGGAAUCAAACUUGCAGCCCAUACAGAGAUAGAUUGAUACCUGGAUGAUUGUUUUGAGCUGCAGUCCUUCACAAAGUGUUCCUUUUUGGUUAAGUUUAUCCACACAUGGAGACAAAAGACUUAAAGAAUAUGUUUGACUGUUGGGUGAUUUGAUGUCUUACAGAAACAUGAAUCACAGAAACUGCAGAAAAUGGCGACUAUAGAAGGGGACUUGGGCCUACGUCAAACAAUUGGGCUUCCGAGAUUCAUCUUUAGAUCUUAAUUCUGGGAAAACAUUGAGAAUAAUGAGUUAGAAGAAUUGUGACUUCAAUCUUCAAAGUGUUCUCACUAUUAAACUUCAUCUCUGGAUCCUAUAUUUACAAAUUUCUGCCUAACUUCAGGGUUUAGUUUUCGAAUUGCAUCUCUUUUCCCCUCAACAUUCUUCCAUUCCAUGAUGUGGCCCGGGUCCACUGCCAUAAACACCAGAUACAAAAAACAACCAUCUGCUGUCGGUCUAAUGCUGCUCAAUAUUUCCUUUUGUCCAAUACAUUGUUUAACGUCACAGGCAACCAACUGUAAGUUGGAGCCUUGAUGUGUGAAAGUUGUUUGGCUGAUUUAGAAAUGUUUGUGGUGGCAUUUGUCAACUUAAGCUGCAGGACUUUGUUUCCUGACAAGUUAAAUUUGAAACUACAGCUUCAGAAAGUUGAAUCUCCCAUCAGAACUCUGUGCCCUGUUGAGUUGAAGGAGAGAACAACCCAUCAAAAUCUACUUGGUAGUUUCUUGAUUUGUUCUGCUGUUAUCUAACUGAUGUGGCUCACCUUCAAACUAAAAUAAAUGCACUUUGAGAGUGUGACAGUGCUUAAUUGUCGCCUGUUUCCUAAACAUGAAGGUUUGUUAAUAUCAUUUCCUGCAUCAUGUAGAAAAUAUGUGAAAUAAUCAGUUUUUUUGAACCCACACUGUUUUUGCUUCAGGUGCUAACUUUGCAACGUUGGUGCUGAAUUAACUAACUGGCACAAGAAUGUUGUCAUACUGUUUUUCUAGUUCAGAUUGGGGCAUUUAGGAGCAGCAACUUCCUGUAAAUUGUUCUGAGGGAUUUGUAGCACUACUGCCCCCUGCAGGUUGGGAUGAGCUUGCCAAACCAUCGUGUGUUUUUUCUAAAAGGUUUCUUUUGUGAGAGGCCACUACAAUUCAUUUUCAUGUUGUCAUCUGUGAGAAACUCCUGUGAACUUCCAUUUGCAAAACUACAUUCCGCGUGAGUAAAGUUCAGUGUUGACCUCGGAAACAUGAAACAAAAUCUUAACUCAUAGAAAACUUGAUAGCGUUUCCCGGAGCUUUUUCUGAUUUUAAGAAAUCCAUUAAAUGUGAACAAAAGCUCUGGAAUAAGACAAAAAGCGAAACUUGAUUUUU
This is a messenger RNA of Etheostoma cragini (Arkansas darter), 3450 nucleotides long. RefSeq lists its product as uncharacterized. The coding region runs from base 281 to 1348 and encodes 355 amino acids. The transcript is spliced from 2 exons. Lineage: Eukaryota; Metazoa; Chordata; Actinopteri; Perciformes; Percidae. The record is from RefSeq and is a predicted model, not a curated record.